Molecule: messenger RNA, 294 nt
Organism: Arabis nemorensis
Lineage: Eukaryota; Viridiplantae; Streptophyta; Magnoliopsida; Brassicales; Brassicaceae
Source: the annotation of a GenBank genome assembly
AUGUCCGUCGAGGAAGACGCCACCGUUCGGGAGCCCUUAGAUCUGAUUCGGUUAAGCAUCGAAGAGAGAAUCUACGUCAAUCUCCGAUCCGACCGUGAACUCCGCGGCAAGCUUCACGCUUUUGAUCAGCAUUUGAAUAUGAUUCUGGGUGAUGUUGAAGAGGUUAUUACGACUAUUGAAAUCGACGACGAGACUUACGAAGAGAUUGUUCGGACAACGAAGCGAACGAUUCCGUUUCUAUUUGUGAGAGGAGAUGGGGUGACAUUGGUGUCUCCGCCGUUGAGGACGACUUGA